Phytophthora sojae is the source of this 1622-nucleotide messenger RNA. RefSeq lists its product as hypothetical. The transcript is spliced from 8 exons. NCBI's taxonomy places the organism in Eukaryota, Oomycota, Peronosporomycetes, Peronosporales, Peronosporaceae. The record is from RefSeq and is a predicted model, not a curated record. Bases 42 to 1622 code for a protein of 526 amino acids. Gene Ontology annotation, biological process: L-threonine catabolic process. Gene Ontology annotation, molecular function: threonine deaminase activity.
GCCUCCCGCCCUGCGUCCUGCAGCCCCAGAUUGCAAUUGCCAUGCUCCGCCGCGGCCUCUCCUCGCUGUCCGCCAAGCCGUCCUGGGUGCGCCCGGGCUCGCACGACUACCUGCGCGAGGUGCUCGAGAGCCGCGUGUACGAUGUGGCCGCCCAGACGCCGCUGCAGCUCGCGCCGGGACUCUCCAAGUGGCUGCCGGGCAACUGCCGCCUCUUCCUCAAGCGCGAGGACAUGCAACCGACCUUCUCGUUCAACCUGCGUGGAGCGUACAACAAGAUCGCCAACCUGACGCAGGCCCAGCGCGAGAAGGGUAUCGUUGCUUGUGCGGCUGGCAACCACUUGGAGGGCGUCGCCUACGCUGCCGCCAAGCUGGACGUGGACGCCAUUGUUAUCGCCCCCGUCGGCACGGCGCAGAACAUUUCCCACUCGACCAAGAGCAAGAUCACGAUCGUGGAGCACGGCGCGGACUUUGAGGCGUCGCUGAAAGAAGCUUUCCGGGUCGCGCAGACUGAGGGCCGAUCGCUCGUGCACCCGUUCGACGACCCGCAUGUGAUCGCUGGCAAUGGCACGAUCGCUAUGGAAAUCCUGAAGGAGACGGCUGGAGAUCGCCCGGCGGCGAUUUUCGCGCCUGUGGGUGGCGGUGGCUUGAUCGCUGGUCUUGCCGCUUAUGUGAAGGAGGUGGCUCCUGACGUUAAAAUUAUUGGUGUGGAGGCCGAAGGCGCCAACCUGCUGGGUGAGUCCCUUAAGAAAGGUUCGCCCGUGACCAUCCCGAGUGUGAACCGAUUUACGGAGGAGGUGGGCAUUCAGACGAUCGGCACUGAGAACUUCCGGCUAUGCAAGGAUUUGGUGGACGAGGUGGUUACUGUGUCGACCGACGAGAUCUGCUCUGCCAUCAAGGACGUGUUUGGCGACACGCGCUCGCUCAUGGAGCCCACCGGUGCCAUCAGUGUGGCUGGUGUCAAGAAGUACGCUCGUGUGAAGAACGCGCAGGAUGAGAAGUACGUGGCUGUGCUGGCUGCCGCCAACAUGGACUUUGACCGGUUGCGCUUCGUCUCGGAGCGUUCGGACGACCGCGAGCGCUUCAUGGCCGUGAAGAUCCCCGAGAAGAUCGGCAGCUUCCAGGAGCUCUACGACGUCAUCUUCCCCCACAACGUGACGGAGUUCACUUACCGCAUGGACUCCGAGGCCGACAACGAGGCGCGCAUCUGCAUGAGCAUCCAGACCAAGACAGAGGACGAGUUCCUCGGCGUCGUCAACGCCAUCAACAACCGCGGCAACAUGCACGCGAUCGAUCUGGCAUCCAACGAGCUGGCCAAGUCGCACCUUCGCCACCUCACCGGCGGACGCCCCGAGCACGUCACGAACGAGCGUCUGUUCCGCUUGGAGUUCCCGGAGCGUCCUGGUGCACUCAAGGACUUCCUCGGCACGCUCAGUCAAUCUGCUCGUCAGUGGAACGUGAGUCUGUUCCACUACCGCAACCACGGCGCGGACAUCGGCCGCGUGCUGGUAGGCUUCCAGGUGCCGCACAAGGACAAUGCCGCGUUCGACGCGUUCCUGGCGCAGGUGGGCUUCCGCUGCGAGGAGGAGACGGGCAACCAGGCAUACAAGCACUUCCUGCAGUAG